Messenger RNA from Heterocephalus glaber (naked mole-rat), 3080 nucleotides. The record is from RefSeq and is a predicted model, not a curated record. NCBI's taxonomy places the organism in Eukaryota, Metazoa, Chordata, Mammalia, Rodentia, Bathyergidae.
ACUUUCUGAAUUCUGACAGGACUUUUUGCCUUUCCUAUGGAAACUGUCUUUUGAUUGUAAAAUAGUAACAGGCACUGCAGACUUCCUAAAAGUAGAGACCAUAAUGUACACCUUUUUCUCUUCUGUACUUUCUACCAUUGUACAUGUUGCAUUAACAUAUUUUGUGUAAAAACUGAUGAAAGAAUAGCAAUUCCACCUCAUCUUAAUCUGUCUUUAUAACAAUUCUUGGCUCACUAAUUACAAACAUUUUAUACCAUAUUAGAUUUAUCACUCAUCCUUUUCUUGAUCUCCAAUGUAGGUGAUGUCUUUCCUGUGCAAAUGAAUCCAAUAGCUCAAUCUCAGUUUGUAUCUUUGGCUGAAGUUCUUUGCUGUGCUAUAUCUGAUAUGAACACAGCUCAGAUUGUAGUAACACAAGAAACACUUCUGGAGCAUUUGAAGAGACAUUACCCAGGCAUUGCACUGCCGCCUCAAGAUACUCUCUACACCGCUCUGGGAACUCUGAUUAAAGAAAGGAAGAUUUAUCACACUGGAGAAGGAUACUUCAUAGUUACACCUCAGACUUACUUCAUCACAAAUACAACUGCCCAGCAAAAGAAGAGAGCCCGUCCGUCAGAUGGGAGCCCCUCAGGGCCUGCUUUUGUGGCCUAUCUGGUGAGCAUGAGGAGCUGUGCAGAGUUGGCCAGGGAGAAUGCAGUGCCCGUUUCCCAUUGUCAGUCCUGCCGCUGUUUCCCUGACAUGUGCCUGCAGGAUGCAGAGGAGUCACCACCUGCUUCAGAAAUGACUAGAAAAGGCCAAAAAGGGCUCGGGGAAUCCACACCUUUGGUUCAGAAUCAGGCAGUUUCAACAUCUGAGGAGAAUCACAUUAGUGAGAGCCCCAAAACUUCACCAGACACAAAAGACAAAGAAAAAGGCAAAAAGUUUGGUUUUAGUCUCUUGUGGCGCAGCAUUUCUAGAAAGGAGAAGCCCAGAACAGAGCAUGGCAGUUUCUCCGCCCAGUUUCCACCUGAGGAAUGGCCUGUCCGAGAUGAAGAUAACUUGGACAAUAUCCCCCGAGAUGUUGAACAUGAGAUCAUCAAAAGAAUUAACCCUGUUCUGACUGUUGACAACUUAAUCAAACAUACUGUCCUCAUGCAAAAAUAUGAAGAACAGAGGAAAUACAAUAGUCAGGGCACUUCCACUGAUAUGCUGACAGUCAGGCCUAACAAUCCUUCUAAAGAGAGAGUUAAGAAAAGGCAGGGUAGGUCGGCCAAGCAUUGUAGCUGGGGCUUCUCUCACAGAGAAAGACCCAAAACCCAGAGUCAGGGGAAUGAGCUUCAGCGAGGAAGCCUUAUGCUGGAGAAGACCCCCAAGCUCUUGGUUACCCAGCCUGAGCCUCAGGUUAAAAGCACCAAUGAAGCAGAAACUCAGACAGGGAUUCAGGAGAAUCCAAGAGUGCUAGGCUCUCAAUUGAUUUACAAAAAGCGAAUCCGUAAUCCCUUCCAGGGCUUGUCUUUCCGAGGGAGCCCAGUAACCAAAGGGGACAACAUUCAGAAGAGAAGUCAUCUGACACCCAGUCAUAUUGCACCAAAGGAAAAGCCUUUCCAAAGACUAAGGUCUUCAGAGCCCCCAAGACUUUUUGAUAGUGAAGUUCAACAGCCAUACGCUGAGCAAUGUCAUGAUAAGCUAAAAGCAGAACCCAUUUAUAUGACCAACUCUUCUGUCCAGCCUGUCAGUGAUGACUUUAGAGAUGGCCUCUUAAGUUACCCUCAAAGUAGUGAUUUGCAAUGUGACAGCCCAUGCUAUUCCUUCAGGGAAAGCACGUUGAGAUGUGAGGUGUACGGUGCAGAAAAUAAGGUAAUCCCUGAAGUCACAAAGAAAAGCCCCUCUCACUCUGACAAACUAGGGGAGGCCAAAGAAACACAGCAUAUGCUGCCAUUGUACGGUUCCUCCUCUGUAGACCAAUCCUCUGCUUGUAGAUUAGUCGAUAAAACAAUACACCAGUUUCAAAACCUUGGUCUGUUAGAUCGCCCAGUUGGUGUGAAUCAUUUGAGACAGCCUGAGAAGAGGCAAGACAGAAAUUCAGAGGAAUUAAUGAGAAAGACAUUUUUCCAGGAGGCAGAGACUGCAAGUCUAGAAAAUGGAGGACUUUCUGAUGAUGACCAAGCCUUGUAUCAUGAGGUGGAGGAUGAUGAUGGGGCCUGCAGUUCAUUAUAUUUAGAGGAGGAUUUUUCGGAGAAUGAUGACUUAUGUCAAAGGCAGCCUGUCCACAUCCCAUAUUCCUUUGCAGGUAGAAGCAACUGUAACCAUUUAGGAAAACCAAAAGUGACUGAGGGAUUUAAGAUUGAAUGUAAUACCAAAAUGGACUGGUUUGUGCCUCUGGGGCUUAAAAGAAAUGAACAGUUUGAGCCCACUGUGUUGCUUACAAACCCAGGUGAAAGCCAAAACCCUAAUCUCUCUGCUGAAAGCUGUGGGCUAAAUUCAGAGACCCAGUUUGGCUUUAACUGUGAAGAACCCAGUGUUGCUACAUGUGUACAGGCCUCGGCACCUGCUGAUCAAAGUUUAUUUGAUUACUGUAGCACAAGGAAACCCAAUUCUGAGGCUGAAGUCCCUCACCAUUCUGUUGGUGACCCAGGAAAGAAACCAAGUAGCUGGAAUCAAAGUCCUCAGAAUCAGGAAAUGAGAAAACACUUCACACAAAAGUUAGAACUUUUCAAUGCUUCACGUAUGACAGUGGUGGCACAGGAUAUUCAGCAGGAACACCGCUGCUUGGAAGGAACAGAAAGUCAUAGCAUGGCAGGCGAUAGUGGAAUAGAUUCUCCGUGGACACAGAGCCUCGCAUCUAAUAAUUCAGUCAUUUUGGAUGGACUUAAAAGAAGACAAAAUUUUCUGCAGAACUUUGAAGGCACAAAGAGCAAUCCGACACUCACAUCCAAUUCCUUACUACAAAUAACUCCAGUCAUAAAUGUUUAGUUUUCUUUUGGAAAGCCUUUUAAAAAAAAUGUGUGUGGGGGGCGGAUUUAGCUCAGUGGCACUGCACCUGCCUCACAGCGAAAGGACCUGAGUUUGAUCCCCUGGUACCAAAAAAAAAAAAAAAAAAAAAA